Messenger RNA from Ostreobium quekettii, 1014 nucleotides. Lineage: Eukaryota; Viridiplantae; Chlorophyta; Ulvophyceae; Bryopsidales; Ostreobiaceae. The record is from the annotation of a GenBank genome assembly.
AUGGCUGCCGCAGCAAAGCUCCCGAAAGUGCCGCUGGGUCGGCAAGGACUCCUCGUGUCCGCCCAGGGCCUGGGCUGCAUGGGCAUGAGCGAUGCGUACGGUGACUACAACAGCGACGGGGCGCAGGCGGAGUCUUUGGCCGUCCUGGACAAGGCUCUGGAGCUCGGCUGCACGUUCCUCGACACCGCGGAGGUGUACGGGCCGUUCACGAACGAGGAGCUCGUUGGGCAAGCAAUCAAAGGGAAACGAGAUGAAUUCGAGGUGGCCACCAAGUUUGGAUUUGAGAUUAAGAAUGGCACAAUGACUGGCUUUGACUCGACGCCGGCCAACGUGAGGAAAGUUUGCGAGGACAGCCUGAAGCGCCUUAACAUCGAUUGCAUCGACCUCUUCUACCAACAUCGAGUCGACCCCUACACGCCCAUUGAGGAUACUUUUAGCGAGUUAAAGGCACUAGUGGAGGAGGGCAAAAUUAAGUACAUCGGUUUGUCAGAGGCGAAUGCGGGAGAUAUUUGGAAGGCGCACGCUAUUCAUCCAGUCACCGCCUACCAGCUGGAGUGGCCGCUGUGGACAAGAGACGCAGAGAAGGAAAUCAUACCCACCUGCAGGGAGCUGGGGAUCGGUCUCGUCUGUUACAGUCCCCUGGGCCGUGGAUACUUGACCGGAACGAUUCAAAAGCUCGAGGACAUAAGCGAGAACGACUGGCGCAGAGGGAACCCGCGAUUCAGUGCUGAGGCGCUGGAAAGGAACAAGGCAAUGGUGAAGACUGUGAAGAACAUUGCCGAGAAGAAAGGGUGCAUGCCCGCCCAGGUCGCGCUUGCAUGGCUGCAACACCAAGGAAGCGACGUUGUGCCUAUCCCUGGCACGAAGAGGGUGAAGUAUCUGAUGGACAACGUUGGGGCAUAUUUUGUGAAACUUUCGCCAAAAGACAUGAAGGAGGUGGACUUCCAGCCGGAAGACAUAGUCGGCCAGCGAUACGGCGAGGAGUUCAUGAAGAACAUGACGUUCCACUACUGA